CCCUUUCUCCAAAUAUAUUCGGUAGCAAGCUUCAGAGAAAUUUGUACCAAGACUUUCAAAAAUGGGCAUUGACUAAAGAAGCUUGAGCUUUAAAAUGAUAACUUGAUCGUUGCGGAUUAUUCGGGUUUUGUUAGUUAGAAAAACAGAAGUCUUAAAGUGAAUUAAUUUUGGAUGACUAAUGAUGGCGAUGGAGGUUGAUCUUUAAUGGGUUUGAUUUUGCGUUCUUACUUACUGUGGUGAUUUUACUGUUUUUAAUUUCCAGACAUGGCUUCAAAAACCAUCAAAGUUUUUAUUAGUUUUAGAGGCCUAAAUUGUCGCCAUGGCAUUCUGAGCCAUCUUUGUGCCGAAUUGAACAGACAUAAUCUUAUUAUCUUAGUUGACGAGGGUUUCAAAAGAGGAAAUUAUAUUGACUCAGAGAUAGAAAGAUCGAUUGAACAAUCGAAAAUUUCGAUAGCAAUAAUAUCCGAGGAUUAUGCUAAUUCUGUUGCUUGCUUGGAUGAGCUAGUAAUGAUGCUUCAACGUCUGGAAACUGAGGGAAAUGCGUAUAUGCUUCUGCCGGUUUAUUACCACGUGACAGAGGAGGAAGUAAAAACACAGACCGGGAGCUUUGCUAAAGCAUUAGUUGAAAUGGGAAAAAUUUUUGCGGCCCAGCGAGUUAAAAAGUGGAGGACGGCACUGACAAAAGUUGCUGAUCUAAAUGGGCGUGUCGUUCUUCCCAACGAACCUGAAAACACUGUCUGUUGUCUCAUUGCUGAAGAUGUUUUGAGUCAUGUAGACUGGCUUAACAGUGAAGAGUAUCGUACCAGGUAUGAAGCAGUAACUUCAUCAGAGAAGUCAUCUGGAAUUGAGGCAUCUAUAGAGUGCUCUAAGAAAUUGAUAGAACUUGGCAGUAAAGGCACUAUUGAAUGUCUUGCACUGAAAGGAAAUAGGAAUGAAGGUGGGUGCAUUAAAAUUGAAGGUUUUGAAAGCCAAAUUUCUCCUCCUCCAAAUUCUAACUUCAGGGGUUCACUUGAGAAGCUAAUCAGUGGAGAAGCAAACAAUUGCAAGAGUGAUGACUCCAGACGUAAGAAUAGAGGUAGCAUACUAGUAUCCUCAUCUAAACAGGGGUCAUUUAACAAAUCAAUUCUUAAAGCACUGCAGGAACAUCAAGCUUUCUUCUCUCAAGAUCUUGAAUUCGGUAGUCAAAACUUGGGGGAUUUGAGUAAUAGUUUUCAGAUUGUAAAGGGCUUGACUGAAGAUGAUGGAAUUAACAUAGUGGAAAAGCGCCAACUAUCGAUUCUUGAAUCUGAAUCAGCUGCAGUUAUAGAGCAAAUUCGUAGCUUUGCUAAAGGAAGGAAGGAAGUCGAGUUAGAGAUCCAGAAAUUAGAUCAAGGAAAGAAAGAAAUGGAAAAGUGUUAUAGGAUGAUGGAAAGCCACGGGGAAUAUCUUAAGUCGGAAAUGACUCCUGCAAAAAUUCAGGAAUUCUACCGUUCGAUUGAGUUUUUGAAGUCAAUUUUUGUUGAACCUGAAAACUCUAGAGAUGUCAAGUUGCAUGAGCAAAAGGUCCGGUUAGAAGAGUUAGAGCAGCAGGGACGGCAAGGCCUGCACAGUCUCCAGCAAUUUAUUAAUGGUCUCAUCUAUAAGUUUCAGGAACUUGCAGGAAGGGAUUGCUAGACCUCCACAAGUUUUCCCUUUGCAAAGAUGUGCUUGCGAUGCUCUAUUCUUAAGCAAUUUUUAUUUUGAACUUGUUUUUCAUGCACCCACAUGUCUCUCUAUAUCUAUAAAUUCAAGAUUUUUUUUAAAA
Molecule: messenger RNA, 1783 nt
Organism: Ricinus communis (castor bean)
Lineage: Eukaryota; Viridiplantae; Streptophyta; Magnoliopsida; Malpighiales; Euphorbiaceae
Exons: 3
Coding region: 265-1653 (462 amino acids)
Biological process (GO): signal transduction
Source: RefSeq, a predicted model, not a curated record